GCGUCCUGGCCAUCGUCAUCGCGGCGACCGUGUCCACCUCCGUCUUCAUCGUGGCCAUCCUCAUCCUCCUGCUGCUCCUCUACCACCGGGACCCGAUGUGCUGCCAGUUCCUCUGCUCCUGCCGCCUGUUCCAGACCCCCAGCCCGUAUGUGAGUGUCCCCCCGCGGCCCCCAGCAGGGCUCCCCGGUGCUGGGGGGCCGCAGCGCUCGGCUCGCUGGAGACCAGUGAUGGGACCCGGGGGAAUGGCAGGAAGGUGCCAGGGAAGGGUUGGGUUGGACGUUAGGAGAAGGUUCUUCUCCCAGAGGGUAGUGGAGCACUGGAGCAGCUCCCAGGGAAGCAGGCACGGCCCCGAGCCUGACAAUAUUCCAGCACAGUUUGGCCAACACCCUCAGCCCCACGAUGAGUGUUGGGGUGUCCUGUGCAGGGACGGGAGUUGGACUCAAUGAUCCGUGUGAGUCCCUUCCAGCUCGAGACCUUCUGUGAUUCUGUGACCCAGAGCAAAGCCAGGCUCUGCCUCCUCCUUGUUCCCACUCUGUCCAAGAGCUCCAUCCUCCCAUCCCUGUGCCCUGCGGGUGGGACAACACCCCCGAGACCCAGCACCCGGAUUCCCCAGCUCCACACAGCUCAGAGGGGUCGGCACGGCCGUGUGCGGGGCCAGGCUCUGCUCAGCAGGGAGGGGGCUGGAUGGUGGUGAGGGCAGACAAAGCCACUCGUGGCCCCAGCAACCGUCUCUCUGGUACGGCAGCGAGACACAAAGCGACACAAAGCCCCCAUGCCUGCCGCUGUAAUUUCCCAGGGCUGCUUUUCCAGCAGGGAAGCUGGGGAUGGAAAAAGAGCGGUGUGUUCAACCAGUGCUGCCUUUGGGGUGGGGGAAGCUCAGCUUCCAAAGGCCCCAGAGAUGGAUGCAAGGGGAGGGCAGCAGGCACCGCUUCGGAGUCUCCGGGAGGAGAGGGGACACCCAGCCUCGGCUCGGGGGACGGACAGACUUGGACUGGGAAUGGGGAAUUUCAUAGCGCAGCGUGGGCUGGGAAGGUCGCAGGGGGAAUGGGCUGCGCUGCCGGUGUCCCUGCCCGCUUCACCGCAUCCGCUCCUUUCCCUGUCUCCCUUCCUGCUCUCUGUUCGGGACACGCGGGCAGGAGAGGGCCUGGGCACCGCACUCCUCGCGCUGCGGAGCCCCUGCGCGGGAUGUGCCGUGAGCCUCGGGGCUGGCUUGUGGGUGGGCGGUUAACGGAGAUGGCACCGCGCCUUUAGCAAAGGGCUGUGGACAGAUGGAUGGAGAUGCUGAGAACUAUAAAUGGAAAGGGGAUGGAUACAGGAUGCGUUUCCAUCAGUGAAGCGUCUGCCGUGGUGUGAGGCAGCUUUCAGGCAGGUGCGGUUGUGCUGGUUGUGCUAAUUAGUGAUUAAAACAAACAAUUGCACCCCAAGCCAUCCCUGUUUCCUGCUGUUUCUCUCCUUGUGCCGCGGCUCCAAGACAAACAGUUCCUCGGUUGUUAAGAGCAAAAAGGAAUCUGUCAUUCACCGGCUCCCGGGCUGCUCUGAGAGUCUCAGGGUUUCUGCCGGCAGAGCUGGGGCUUCGCUGAGAGUGAGGAAUGGCCUGGAGCUCCAGGGCUGCUCUCCAUGGAAGGGAUCCCUGCGGUUGCUCAGCGCUGUGCCAGGGAUUGAGCUCAGCUGGAGCAGGACAGCCAUGGCUCUGCACAUUUGCUCACCACGCUGUCCUGGUGUGACUCUCGGUAGAUAAGUGUUUACACAUCCUGUAACCCUGAGCAUGUGAUGGAGCUCUCAUCUGCGCUAGCGGCAUUGUUGGUGUGGGUUUUUGAUGUCUCCAAAGAGAGAUCGUUCUGCUGAGUCUGGAUGCAGCUCUGCUCUGGGACCAGGCUGCCACCUCCCUCCCUGCUGGCUGUCCCUGCCGUCCCCAUCCCCGCUGGCUGUGGCCACUGUCCCCAUCAGCCGUGGCGGCCAACCCUGCCCAGGGUCCCCCUUCCCAGACCGCCCCGGCUGAGCUCCUCUUGCUGCCAGGUGGGAUGUGAGGGGUCUCUGCUUUGCUCUCCUCCUCCUCCCCGGCCCCUCUCGUUCCAGGAUCGCCCACCUCCCUACUUCAGCAGCAGCAGCCAGCGGCUGGUGGGGCCCCAGCGUGGAGCGUCGCGCCUGGAGAGCGCUGCCGAGAACCCCGGCCUGCAGGGAGACGAGGUGUUCUGUGUGGGACGCCCCAGCAGCUACCAGCUGCCUUCCUGGGAGCAGCCCUGCUUACCAAGCUACGAGAGCGUGCGGAAGAAAGAUCGCCAGCGGGAAAUCCAUCAGAUGAUCGCCGAGCGGUUUGGGCUGUGGGCAGAGCCUGCCCAGGAGCUGCCACCUCCCUACGAGCACGCUCUGAGGCAUCCUCCAGCUUUCUCAGGGACAGGGAUGAUCUCAGAGACCUUGGACAGACGUGGAGUGCCAGACCCUUUCCAGGGAGCGGCCAGAACUCAGACCUCCACCAAACUCGCCAUCCACCGAGACACAGGCGAGGCAGACCCUGCCAUCGGAGCGGUCCCUUGCACAGCACAAGGACACCCGCAGAACCACCACUGGGGACUGCGCUGGGAGCGCAGCAGCCAGCGAUGUGGCUCCCUCUUCUCUGGCAAACAUACUGUUACCAAGGGUAAUGGAGCAGCUGCUUCCGCACAGGACAAAGAGGAGGUGAGGGCCUGCUCAGCCGGAGCUCCUCCAGGCAGCUGGAGUUUCGGACCUCUGUGAGGCACACACUGCCCGCGUGCCAAGGAUCCGACCUCAGACACUGGCCAUGGUGUGCUACGUCACCUCUUUCUUAGCUUGUAAUAUUUUACUUUAUCAGCGUAUCAGCUCGCAGGUGGGAAUCCUCAGCUGCGAGUGGCAGAACGGAUCUGUACAGGAGCAUCGCUGUGCGCUCCCACAGCAACAGCGUGAGAGUGGCUCAGGGCAGCUCUGUACAGACUCCGGAGUGAUGGGGAGAGGGCCCAGGGCUGUGUCCCCGGCAGCACACAAAUACUGAGCGCUGAGAGGAACCGUGGGAUUGGAUACAGACACUGGGAAAGGACCAAAUUAUGGAUAAAACAGGUGGUGGUUCCUGUGGAGAACAAGAAGCAAAGGCAGACAGGUGCGGCUGGCCCAGUCUCUCCUCCUCUACAGAGCAGACGGUCCAGCAGCACCAGCACUGGUGGCCUUACACCAUUGAUUCCAUAAUGUGUUUUCUACUGCAGAGCCCAAGUUUCCAUUUGUUUACAAACCUGUAGAUAAAAUAAGGUCA
Messenger RNA from Cuculus canorus (common cuckoo), 3262 nucleotides. RefSeq lists its product as uncharacterized. NCBI's taxonomy places the organism in Eukaryota, Metazoa, Chordata, Aves, Cuculiformes, Cuculidae. The coding region runs from base 1852 to 2733 and encodes 293 amino acids. The record is from RefSeq and is a predicted model, not a curated record. The transcript is spliced from 5 exons.